Messenger RNA from Cyanidioschyzon merolae strain 10D, 1101 nucleotides. RefSeq names its product similar to microtubule-associated protein, RP/EB family. Gene Ontology annotation, cellular component: microtubule plus-end; cytoplasmic microtubule; microtubule organizing center. Lineage: Eukaryota; Rhodophyta; Bangiophyceae; Cyanidiales; Cyanidiaceae. Bases 1 to 1101 code for a protein of 366 amino acids. The transcript has a single exon. Gene Ontology annotation, biological process: regulation of microtubule polymerization or depolymerization; protein localization to microtubule plus-end; spindle assembly. The record is from RefSeq and is a predicted model, not a curated record. Gene Ontology annotation, molecular function: microtubule plus-end binding.
AUGGCAGAGGCAGUGGGCAUCAUGUCUGGGGCUUUUUUUGUUUCUCGGGGGGAACUCUUAUCGUGGCUGAACGACUUUCUCAAACUGAGUUACACGAAAGUUGAACAAGUCGCAGAUGGUGCAGCGCACUGUCAGGUUUUUGACGCUCUCUUCCCCGGGAAGGUACCGCUGCAUAAAGUGAACUUUAGCGCUCGGCAUGAGUACGAGUACGUACAGAACUAUAAGGUGCUUCAAGCGGUUUUGGAUAAAGUUGGUAUCGAAAAACACAUCGAAGUCGAGCGACUCAUUAAGGCAAGAGCGCAGGAUAACCUGGAGUUUCUCCAGUGGGUCAAAGCAGUGUUCGAUCGCUUCUACGCCGGCCAGCCUUACAACGCCGUGGAGCGACGCGAAGCCGCUGUCCGCAAGUACAACGAACAAAAGCCCGGUGUCAGCAGGGAAACCGUAGGUGCUGCGAUGAAGCGACGUCCUGUAUCGGGCCCAAAAACUGCCGCUGGCCUUCAUGCGCCCGCUGCGCGAACGCUUCGAUGCACGGGUGCGGUUAACAGCAACAUUCGGGCGCAGCGGGAGGAGGCCUAUCGAGCGGCUUCCGCUACGACGCAUCCCCGUGGCGGCACGCCCGCACAGGAAUCCACGACUUGCUCGAGCCCGGCUCAGCCGCGCACUGCAUCGCCAGGCACCAAGACGGAGCCGCCGGCCGUUAAUGCUGCAGACGGCCUGGCGCGGGAACAGGAGUCCAAGCUGAUUCAGAAAAUUACUGAAAUGCAGCUUGCCAUCGAUAAUCUCGAGAGAGAACGAACCUACUAUUUUGAAAAACUACGUGAUAUCGAGAUGCUCUGCCAGACGCAUCCGGAGCCAGAGCUACCGCUCAUCAAGGCUAUCCAAGCGGUACUGUACGACGAGCCCCUUCAAAUCGAGCGGGAUGAACCCGCUCCCGUCUCACGAGGCACAGGAGCGCAUUCUACGUCGGAUUCCCUGUUGCCGCCCGCAUCCGCAAGCGAUGUUGAGGACACUCCUGCAAGCUUCGAUUCCAUUUUUUCGAAAACGGUGAUCACGAGCUGCUCGGAACAGCAAAUGGGAGCGACGUUAGCAUCUCUUCUUUAA